AUGACAGAACGAUCCAUGAAGAAUCAGGGCCCGAAGCAUAUCCGGACCAGUGGGGCAUGCAAGGCCUGUAGGUCCAGGAAGCAAAAGUGCAGUGGAGAUCGCCCUCAGUGUGUUCGAUGCCGCAUCAACGAAGUUCAGUGUCAAUGGCCUCAGCCGCAGAAGCGCGGUCCUCCAAAACAUUACACGGCCAUUAUUGAGAAGCGUCUGAUCGAAACUGAAGCCAUUUUACUCGCUCUGAUGUCGCAAGUAUCAGAUGAACAGCUCAUGUCUGCCUACAACCAUCUACAGCAAGACAAGCAGUCAAGUGCAAACCUCGGCGUGCCCUCUAAUUCCGGAAACAGACAUGAACUGACCCGAAAGGACAAAUUUGGGCCCGUAUAUUGGAGCAACUACACGCUCAGCUCGGCUCAAGAUGCCAGACGUUGGUGGGCGGAUCGGGUGUCGGCUGCCGAGCAUGGGACCCCAUCUAGGCAAUAUGAGGACAUUGAGCCUGCGUUGAGAGAAACAAACGUCACUAGCGAGAGUGAGACGACUACUAUUCAAGAUGCAGAUACAUCAGUACUCAUGUCGAAUGAGCUGAGUCCUGGUGUUGAGUCUCCGAUCGCUCCCCGGCUGUCUGUCGAGCAACAAGAUGAUUGUGAUGCCAGAGUCAAUGAGGGCUUGAGUGCAGAGUCUACCUCAUCAAUGAAUCGAGAUGAAGGGACAAGCCAUUCUCAAAUGACGCAUCUAGAGCAAACGCCAACAUGGAGUACUGGAUAUCAAAAUUCCAGAGACAUGGGAGGGUAUGAGAGUGCCUACCUAUGGUGA
Fusarium vanettenii 77-13-4 is the source of this 807-nucleotide messenger RNA. RefSeq lists its product as uncharacterized. Bases 1 to 807 code for a protein of 268 amino acids. Gene Ontology annotation, cellular component: nucleus. Gene Ontology annotation, molecular function: zinc ion binding; sequence-specific DNA binding; DNA-binding transcription factor activity, RNA polymerase II-specific. Gene Ontology annotation, biological process: positive regulation of transcription by RNA polymerase II. Lineage: Eukaryota; Fungi; Ascomycota; Sordariomycetes; Hypocreales; Nectriaceae. The transcript has 4 exons. The record is from RefSeq and is a predicted model, not a curated record.